Plasmodium vivax (malaria parasite P. vivax) is the source of this 507-nucleotide messenger RNA. RefSeq names its product Ran-interacting Mog1 domain containing protein. Gene Ontology annotation, molecular function: small GTPase binding; guanyl-nucleotide exchange factor activity. Gene Ontology annotation, cellular component: nucleus. NCBI's taxonomy places the organism in Eukaryota, Apicomplexa, Aconoidasida, Haemosporida, Plasmodiidae. Gene Ontology annotation, biological process: protein import into nucleus. The coding region runs from base 1 to 507 and encodes 168 amino acids. The transcript has a single exon. The record is from RefSeq and is a predicted model, not a curated record.
AUGGCGGAGGCGCUGCGCGAGAGCCACUUCUUCAACCGGUUCAUCAAAAUGAACAUCCCGGACGACUACCUGGACGCGUCGCGCUUCAGAAUCAUCCCAGACAACCAAGAAGUCUACGUCCACAAGUUCGAGGACAAAUGUCUCAUCAUAGAAAUCCUCUGCUUCCAAAAUGUGGAUAUACAGGAAAAGGGAAAAUUCUACUUCUACGAUUUAGCAAAAGAAAACGAAAGUGUGGAAAGUGCCAUCAUAACGAGCAACCAUUCAGUGUCUCACUCGCAAGGGAGCUACAUCCUCCUAGUUGGCAGGCAGAAAAUUAAAAAAGAUAACUCUGGUGAGUAUGAACCUGUUUUACUAUACAUUUGUAUUUUCCCCCUGGAGGAGCACAAUGCAGAUGUGCUAAUAACUUGGAAUGUGCCCAAGGAGGAAAUGAACAUUCAUCCCGAGUGGGACACCUUUAACGAAAUGGUGAAGUCCUUCAGAAUAUUGGACUACAGUUUGUUCGUUUGA